GCGGAGCGGCGGCAGCGCCAUGGGGCUGGAGACGGAGAAGGUGGACACCCGCAUCUUCAUGGACGACGACAACUUCCCGGGGAGCGGCGGCCCCGCGCUGUCGGAGGCGGAGAAGGGAGCGGAGGACGAGCUGGACCGCGACCCCCAUGGGAUGAACGCCCACCUCCAGCUGGGCUUCGAGGACGUGAUCGCGGAGCCAGAGCUAACGCACUCCUUCGACAAAGUCUGGAUCUGCAGCCACGCUCUCUUUGAGCUCAGCAAGUACGUGAUCUACAAGCUCCUGACCUUGGUCCUUGCCAUACCCCUGGCCCUGGUUGUAGGGAUCCUCUUUGCGGCGCUCAGCUGCCUGCACAUCUGGAUUGUGGUGCCUUUCGUGAAAACUUGUCUCAUGGUCUUGCCCUCAAUGCAAACCAUAUGGAAGAGCUUGACAGAUGUUUUCAUUGUACCAUUCUUUCAGAGCAUAGGCCGAUGCUUUGCCAUGGUUAAUAUACGCGUGGACCAAGAGUAAACAUCAGGGGUGCAACACUGCUGUAAUUGUAGCUGGUUUUAUACCUCUUUGCUAAUCUAACAUACAAGCACUUACCAUUCAUUCCAAACUGGUAAAUUGCAAUGGCUGGUUUAAGAGGGAACAUGCUAUUUUUCCUAAAACUCAUUUAUUAUCAGGGAGAUCAGUUUAAGAAUAAGUAGGCAGUUUUCAUAACUCACUAUUUUAACAACAGAGCAAUCAUGGAGUAUGUUGGCAACACUUUAUUUUAAUGGUACAUUGGUUGCUAGAUGACAGGAGAAUUCUUGGGAAGGUUUAACAGCCACCACAGUGAUAAUGAUUUGCAUUAUUACUAUAAAAAUUUCAAUGAGUAGGCUGUGGUAGCUUAGGAAAAAGUGAUCUCUAAGGGUUCAUACUGACUUUAGUGCAGUUCCACCACCCACUAUGCAGAGUGAUAAACCCAGUCCUUUAUUGUCAGCAGUUAAAAUGAAUGUGACUUAUUGCAUAAACAUACGGGAGAGAAACUGUUGUGUAAUUCUCCUAUACCAGAGGGAAAAGCUCCCUAGAAGUUUAUCCCUUAAAAUAAGGUGUUAGCUAAUGAUCUGGGACAUCAGCUAAUCUGUAUAUUUAUUUUCUGAGAGGUUAACUUUGCUGUAUAUUUUGUACCUUUGUAAAUGGCACUCGAUAGUUUUCUUUGAAGCACUAUUUCUAUAGUUUUUAAUUCUAACCAACUUAUUAGGAAGCAGGAGUGAGACACUGCAAAAAAUUACUUUAGAUAACUAAAAUUUCUGUUUCUAAAUUAUGUAGAUUUUUAAGUGCUGCCAUGCAACUCUAGUGUAAUUAUUAUAUAUGAUUGUGUGUAAAAGCAAAGAUUAUAAGUAUUUUCAUACAAGACCUUGCAAAACAGUUGGAAGUAUCUGUUUAUGAGAAAUGUUUUUUUAUUAAAAAUGGGGUGUAGUAAAUGCAACCCUGCCUAUUUCUGUGUAUUAUCUGUGUGAACAUUGUGAUAUUUAAAAUUAAAGACACUAUGCUAGCACUUUAACUAAGUAGCAAGCUCUUGUAGAAGGCAAGUGAGUGUAAUUGAUAUCCUUGUCUAAUUCUCCUCACCUAUUGACUUAAUUCCGCAUGUUACAUAUUUACUACUUCAAAGCCUAACUGCUAAAAAAAGCCCUUCUUCCUUCUGCACUUAAUAUGACUUUGUAAACCGGAAUAACAGAAUGUAUGCAGAGGUACAUGAAAAUUACAUUAGCCUUCUGGUGGGCUUAUGCUACUGUUUUCUUUAAAUACAGAUGGUAAGUUGCAAUUGUAAAAUGUUUGUAUGAUUCAGAAUGUUAUUUCCUAAAAUGUUGUCACAGAUUUCAUAUGAAAAAAGAGCUAUAUAAUAAAAUAAUAAAAUGUCAGCUUUUUCCCAUUUUAAACUUCUUUUUUUUCAUAUUUCCCAGCUUUUUAAAAAGCUGCUUAGAUAAAUAGUGAACAGCAUGGAAUAUGCAGUUCUUCCAAAAUAUAGGAAAGGGUAAAGGAUGAGCAUCAAUACCGUUCCAUUGUUAUCAACUGCAUUUAACAUAUUUAUAGUAAAAAAUUAUGUAUCUCUGUGUUAUUAAGCCCAUACAGAAUGGUUGCUUUCUCUAAAACAAGUGUCUCUGCAGAAUUUUGGCUACAUUAAAAAAAUGCUUAAUUCUUUUUAUUGGCACAAGCUUCCUUUACAGGUGAGCUGCAGAUCUUUCCUUUUCUUGCUUAUUUGCCUACAGAAACUAGCUGACCCUGUAUAUUCUUUGUACACUAAGAACAUCUGUUAACAUAUGUUAACAUCUUUAACAUAUGUUAAAAAUAUUUUUGCCAUUUAUGUCAUUUAGAGAGGGAUUCAUAUGGCUUUUGAAAACUGGAUCUUAAUGAUUACUGCCCAUGGAAACUUGUCUGGAUUUUUUUUAUUCUACAAGAAGUUAGCUUGUUGUUCAGAUGUGUUCUGCAAGAUACCUUUCUUAUGCUGAAAAUGGAAAUAUCUCUUUUGGAAAUAAAAAUUGGUCAGGCUAGGCUUGAACUCUUUUGAGAGUUAUUUUCUUUUACAACAUCCAAGAAUUUUUACAAAGGUAUUUUGCAUGGAAAACAAUAUCCCCUUGGUGAAUUCAUUAAAGGAAAAAAGGAAAAUAAAUCAAUCAGUACUAGUUCCUGUGUCUAAAAGGAGCCCUAUAAAAGCUUUGAGGGAACUUAAGUCUGGAUCCAAACUUUCAGAAUGAGGCCAUUCCCUAGAGAGAAGUGUAUCGGUUUAGGUCAUGAACUCCUGGAUAUAUGCAUUCUUAAGUAGCUUACUGAAAUCAUCUGGCUAUACCACAAACAAA
This is a messenger RNA of Melopsittacus undulatus (budgerigar), 2820 nucleotides long. RefSeq names its product caveolin 2 (gene CAV2). Gene Ontology annotation, molecular function: protein kinase binding; molecular adaptor activity. Gene Ontology annotation, biological process: positive regulation of MAPK cascade; insulin receptor signaling pathway; negative regulation of endothelial cell proliferation. The transcript has 3 exons. Gene Ontology annotation, cellular component: caveola; Golgi apparatus; perinuclear region of cytoplasm. Lineage: Eukaryota; Metazoa; Chordata; Aves; Psittaciformes; Psittaculidae. The coding region runs from base 20 to 508 and encodes 162 amino acids. The record is from RefSeq and is a predicted model, not a curated record.